Molecule: messenger RNA, 946 nt
Organism: Sapajus apella (tufted capuchin)
Lineage: Eukaryota; Metazoa; Chordata; Mammalia; Primates; Cebidae
Gene: SFT2D3
Product: SFT2 domain containing 3
Exons: 1
Coding region: 166-813 (215 amino acids)
Biological process (GO): vesicle-mediated transport
Cellular component (GO): membrane
Source: RefSeq, a predicted model, not a curated record
GCAGAGGUCCGCGGAGGAAGCACCCACUUCCGCCAGCGCUCCGAAUCCCGCCCCUUUCGCCGCGGCCGACCAAUUGCCGCCCGAAGGCCGAGCCGCUUCCGUCCGCGGCAGGGGAGGGCCGGAAAUGAGCGUCAGCUUUUACCUCCAGCCACCGCCUUGUCCAAGAUGGCGGACCUUCACCGCCAGCUGCAGGAGUACCUGGCGCAGGGGAAAGCGGGCGGCCAGGCGGCCGCGGAGCCGCUGCUCGCCGCGGGGAAGGCGGAGGAGCCCGGAGACGGACCGGCGGGGGCGUGGCUGGGCCGCGCGGGCCUGAGCUGGACGUGGUCGCGGAACUCGGCGGAGUCGGCAGCUGCGGGCCCGGUGUGUCUGCCGAGCGUGACGCGCGGGCAGCGACUGGCGGCGGGCGGCGGGUGCCUGCUGCUGGCGGCACUCUGCUUCGGCCUGGCCGCGCUCUACGUGCCGGUGCUGCUGCUGCGCGCGCGCAAGUUCGCGCUGCUCUGGUCGCUGGGCUCGGCGCUGGCGCUGGCGGGAGGCGCGCUGCUGCGGGGCGGCGCGGCAUGUGGGCGCCUGCUGCGCUGCGAAGAGGCGCCGUCGCGGCCCGCGCUGCUCUACGGGGCCGCGCUGGGCGCCACGCUGUUUGCCGCGCUGAGCCUGCGGAGCACGCUGCUCACGGUGCUGGGCGCGGGCGCGCAGGUGGCCGCGCUGCUGGCGGCGCUGGUCGGGCUGCUGCCCUGGGGCGGCGGCACGGCGUUGCGCCUCGCGCUGGGUCGCCUGGGCCGCGGCGCCGGCCUCUCCAAGGCUCUGCCCGUGUGAGGACUUCGCGCCCGCGCCACCUGGGAAGGACGUGGAGCCAGCGCCGGCGGAGCCCAGGACUGCACGCGGGUGCCGGGACCCCGCGGCGAAGGCCCUUCGGCGACCACCUGCGAGUCUAAGCUGGGAGUGGCUG